UGAUCGAGCUGGGAAAGCGGACUGGCUUUUUAAACCGAUGGAAAGCUGAAGUCUACUCUGAUAGUCACUGGCGUGAAAAAGCAAGAGCAACUUCAAACAAAGUCUCGACUUGAAAAUGCAAGCGCACAUCUCGACGGCUUUAAAAUAGCUACAUGGACAGAAAACCCGUCUUGUCGUCGAAGGCGAAGGAAGAAGAAAUUGCCGUGUGGAUUUGUUCUGCUGAGGAAAGUGCUGGUUUAUGAAUAGCAGUAGGAGUCCUUUAAGCUCAUCAGUGUCCGGCAGACGGGGCGGAAAACUUUGUUAGGAAAACUUUUGACGUUUUGUAUCGAUUGUGAAUUGGGUUAGAGUUACAUUUGAAUAAAUCUUAGAUCGAAUCAAGACGUUUGCGAACUAUGUUAUUUUCAGACAAAAGUAAUAAUAAUAAUUUUGUUCAGCACCAGUGCAGCCUCUGAGUUUACACUGUACAAAUCGUGUCUUUUCUUCCUUCUUUCGUUCUGUGUGUUGUUAUAAUACUAAGAAGAUGAAAAGGACUGGAAACUUUUAGUUAACGUUCGGACAACGAAAAUACUACCUCCUGGGUUGUUUUACGCACAUCAACAAAAUCGCCUUUUUGAUUUUAUAUAUCCGUCCUGCCUUAUCAACCGGAUGGUCACACAUAGCCUAGCUAACUGCUAGCUACAUUACUUAUCCAUGGUAAAUAAACACCAACCGGUGCUGACGUUAGUUAAGUCGGCGUUGGUUCUUUUCUAUGGAAAACGCCUUUAAAAAACAGCUUGUCCCGAGGAUGGAGUCUCUGUCAGGAAUUUACAGUGGGACGGUAUCCGGCAUGGAGACGGACUCGGUGACCGGAGACGUGGACUCCGUUCAGGGAGUCUCUUUUUCUGUAGACCCGGUGCUCGACGGCAUUUUGAUGGACUCCUUUUGCCAGCAACAAGGAUGGAUGCGCGUAUAUGAUGUGAAAGGGCCACCAAGCUACCGCUUCUCCUGUGGCCAGUCACCCUUCUCUGAAUCCAGUGUCUGGGAAAAAAAGUACUGCAUCCUGACUGACAACCAGCUCAUCCUGCUCAACCGGGAGGAAGAAAUGCCUGCAGAGGUUCAUGAAAGCCCCACAGCUUCAGGGUCCAAGGGCCGCAGCCUGAGGAGAACAGUCAGUGUGCCCUCUGAAGGACAGUUUCCAGAGUAUCCAGCAGAGGGAGCAUCCAUGUUGGAAGUAUCCUCAGACCGCUCACCCAGAAGGAGGAGCAUCUCUGGCCUUGGCAGCUCUGAGAAGAACAUCUCAGUGGAUGGGCCCAACUCCUCACCCUUCAAAGUGCCAGGUUUUUUCAGUAAGCGACUGAAAGGGUCGAUCAAGAGGACAAAGAGCCAGACCAAACUGGACCGGAACCCAAGCUUCAGGCUACCAUCACUUCAGCCUACUGAGAACGACAGGUCACGAGGCCUGCCGAAGCUGAAAGAGUCCUGUUCACAUGAGUCUUUGCUCAGUCCAAGCAGUGCUGCAGAGGCACUAGACCUCAGCAUGGAGGAGGAUGUGUACAUUAAACCACUUCACAGCAGUGUGCUUGGACAGGAGUUCUGUUUCGAGGUGAUCUACUCAGGGGGCAGUAAGUGCUUCAGCUGCUCCUCAGCUUCUGAGAGAGACAAAUGGAUGGAGAACAUCAGGAGGACAGUGCAACCAAAUAAGGACAACUGCCGGCGUGCAGAGAAUGUGCUGCGCCUUUGGAUCAUUGAGGCCAAAGACUUGCCACCCAAGAAGAGAUACUUCUGUGAGCUGUGCCUAGAUGAUGUACUGUACGCACGCACCACCAGCAAAGUGCGCUCAGAUUCUCUAUUCUGGGGUGAGCACUUUGAGUUUGGUGGUCUGCCUGCUAUCAACAGCAUCACUGUACAUGUAUACCGUGAUGCUGACAAGAAAAAGAAAAAAGAUAAGAGUAACUACGUUGGACUGGUGAACAUCCCAGUACAGGCCGUGAGUGGACGCCAGUUUGUGGAAAAGUGGUACCCAGUGAGCACACCCACCAGCAGCAAGGUGAAAGGCGGAGGCCCCUCCAUCCGUAUCAAGUGCCGCUUUCAGAGCAUUGCAAUACUGCCCAUGGAACUCUACAAAGAAUUUGCAGAAUUUGUCACCAACAACUACACUAUGCUGUGUUCAGUGCUUGAGCCUGUUAUAAGUGUGAGGAACAAGGAGGAGAUGGCCAGUGCACUUGUGCAUAUACUCCAGAGCACUGGCCGGGCAAAGGACUUUCUGACAGACCUGGUCAUGUCUGAGGUUGAUCGGUGUGCAGAUCACGACGUGUUGAUCUUCCGAGAGAACACACUGGCGACCAAAGCCAUAGAAGAGUACCUCAAACUUGUAGGUCAGAAGUAUUUGCAUGAUGCCCUAGGAGAAUUUAUCAAAGCUCUGUAUGAGUCAGACGAGAAUUGUGAGGUGGAUCCAUCAAAGUGCCCCAGCGGUGAGCUGCCUGAACACCAAAGUAACUUAAAAAUGUGCUGUGAGCUAGCCUUCUGCAAGAUCAUCAACUCCUACUGUGUUUUUCCACGUGAGCUGAAGGAGGUGUUUUCCUCAUGGAAGCAACAGUGCCAUGCUCGGGGGAAACAAGAUAUCAGUCAGCGUCUAAUCAGUGCCUCACUGUUUCUGCGCUUUCUCUGUCCAGCCAUUAUGUCACCAUCCCUCUUCAACCUCAUGCAGGAAUAUCCUGAUGACCGUACAUCACGCACACUCACCCUUAUUGCUAAAGUUAUCCAGAACCUCGCUAAUUUCACCAAGUUUGGCAACAAAGAAGAAUACAUGGCUUUCAUGAAUGAUUUUUUGGAGCAUGAGUGGGCAGGCAUGACCCGCUUCCUGCUAGAGAUCUCCAACCUUGAAACCAUUUCCAACACACCAGGCUUUGAGGGUUACAUUGACUUAGGCCGUGAGCUCUCUCUGCUGCAUGCACUGCUGUGGGAGGUGGUGUCUCAACUAGACAAGGGUGACAAUUCCUUCCUGCAGGUGACGGUGGCCAAACUAGGGCCUCUGCCACGUAUCCUGGGUGAGGUCACACGCUCACUGUCCAGUCCCACACCAAUCCAGCAGCAGCUGAGACGUUUCCAAGACCAUGGCUCUGCCCACAACCUCACUGGCAGCGUAUCUUCAGGACUGCAGAGGAUAUUUGAGGACCCAAACGACAGUGAAAUUCAGAAUGCCAAAUCUCCAUUGCAAGAACAUCCAGAAAUUCAGCUAUGUGGAAAGCCCCCAUUAUUGUGCCAGCAGCCAUCCCUACACAGCAUGAGCUUCUCCGACAAAGAGCGAGAUAGCCACCUUCCUAAUGGGCGCAGCAUCUCCCUGAUGGACCUACAGGACUCGCACCUUCUUGAUGCCCCACCAAAAAUAGGCCGUGUAGGUUCCCAAGCAUCCAUCGGCCCACUGCCUCCCCCUCUUCCACACCUCCAUCACCACUAUCCACAGCAGCAGCAGGCCAAAGUGGUCACACUAAGGGAAAAUGUACCCCAGAGUGCACCACAGGUCCGCCGGCCUUUGCAACUAUCUUUAAGCCAGCAGCGCAGCCAACAGCCACUCUGCUUUCAGAACCCUGUAUACCAGCUAAACAACCUGCAUGCACUGCGCUCAGCUCAUGCACCACUGCAGGCCCACUCUAGCUCAGAGAACCUGAGCACAGCAAGCUCACACAGUGCCAGCCCCAGCACUGCAUCUAGGAAAAUGUUGCCCUUCACCACCAGUCUCAAUGAGGGGGAUGUACCCUCUCCCUGCUGGCAUACAGCCUUAGUUGAUGCCCAACCAGGGCCACAGGUAAUGGCUGUGGCCAGGCAGAGUGGUACAGGGACAGCACAUAUUGUAAGGGUGGAACAGCAAAGUAGGACAAAUGGAGGGGUAUCGCACUCACUACCACAUAGCAGCUCACUACGCAGCAGCAGCAGUGUCAAUACAGACCCACAACAGCAAAGUGAAGUUAGCUCCCGACAACAGUCCAUCUGCUCACGAGAUGGCCCUAUCCUAAGCAACAGAACUAACAGACAGACGCACUCUCCUGUAGAGUCAGUCACCAUGUCUCCUGUUGAGCGAACAGCAGCAUGGGUGCUGAAUAAUGGCCAGUAUGAGGAGGACGAGGAGGAUAGCAACAGCAAGAAGGAAAGCAAGCAUGUGGAGAAGUAUGAGCAAGAGAUCACAAAGCUGAAAGAGCGGCUGUGUGUGUCUGGCCGCCGCUUAGAAGAAUAUGAACGGCGGCUUGCAGCACAAGAGCAGCAAAUGCAGAGGCUGCUGCUGGAGUACAAGACUCGCCUGGAGGACAGUGAGGAGCGUUUGCGGCAGCAACAGGAGGAGAAGGACAGCCAAAUGAAGAGCGUUAUCUGCAGGUUAAUGGCAGUGGAGGAGGAGCUAAAGAGAGACCAUGCAGAGAUGCAGGCGGUUAUAGAUGCAAAGCAGAAGAUCAUAGAUGCACAGGAAAAACGAAUCAGCUCCCUUGAUGCAGCUAACUCUCGCCUCAUGAGUGCCCUUACCCAGGUCAAAGAGCGCUACAGCAUGCACAACCUUCGCAAUGGCCUCUCACCCACUAACCCCACCAAGCUCUCCAUUACUGAAAAUGGAGAGUUCAAGAACAGCAGCUGCUGAUUACACUGCUUGCAUCUGUUGAACGGUGCUAACUCAGUUACAGCAUCUCUGGCACCAGUUAGACUUUGGACUAAGAUGCAUUGGCAGUGGGCAUGUUUUCUGACUACUACAUAAAACCUCGCAAGAGAUGUCUGGUUACAAUGUAUAGAGACUGUGUCUUGCAUUGAGCUUGUUACAGAAAAGGGAGUAAUUCAGCUGAAGAGUUUCAGAUUGGUUUAGAGAUGUACUGUCCACUCUGCUUCAUUUAUGUUAUGUUUUUAAUAUUAAUAGUACCGUACAUUAGGGUUACGAUUGCAGUUCAAAAGAUUUUAAGUAUUGUUAAAGUACAAUAUGAUAAACUGAUAUGUACAUAUCAUAUAAUAGAACUGUUUUAAUGGAAGGUGCCAAGAAAGCACAUAGAAAAGGUCUGUAGCUCUUAUUAACAAACAAACAGAAGGCGGUUUUAUGCACUCAAUUUUAUAGGUCAUGUUUUCCAUGUUUUUGAUCUCCAGGUGUUUGUUUUUUGUUUAACUUUAACUUUUGUUAUCUGAUUUAAUGUAAAAUUCAAAUCAAGUGGCUGGGUUGGGGUUGGGGGUUCAUAUCCACUUCACACCAGUCAAAAAAAAAGUCAACGAUAAUUUGUGACUUAAUGCAGAUAUAAAUAUAUCAAUAUUUUUUUUAUUCUGCACUCUGUAUGACAGAUAUCCAUAUGUGCAUUUUGAACAUCCCAUUCCACUUUUUUGUUGUUAUAAUAACUUCAGCAUUUCUCUCAAGCCUUUCCACAAUAUUUUUUAACAUGGCUGUGCAAAUUUGCUUAUUAUUCAGCAACAAAACAUUAGUGCAAACAUGUACUGAUUUUGGGUUUCAGUGUUCAGUUGGGUUGAGUUCAGGGCUCUGUGCAGGACACUAGAGUGCCUAGACCUGGUUUGCACUAGUGUCCUCCACAGAGCCCUGACCUCACACCAAACUUUAUGGCAACAGUUUGGUGAAGAAUAACUUUGUAUGAGAUGGUCAGGUGUUUGCAUACUUUCAGCCAUAAAGUGUAUUAUGUUUUCAGAUUUGUCACUCUGGUGUACCCCUCUGAAUUUAGCACCAGUAUUUCCAAUUCAUAGCUUAAUGAAUACAUUAUCAGACCUAACUAAUACAAAGUACAAACUCAUGCUGCUUUUUAUACAGUGGUCCAGACAGAUAAUCUGUUGGAUCAUCAGUUACUUUCAAAACCCCCUGUUCUUUUAACAUUGUAUUUAAUGAUUGCCAGUGACUACUAUUAAACCACACUGUUUUGAAAUAAUGGCCUCACUCUGAUAUAAAGAAUAUUUUGUAUCACAGAGACACUGAAUGAUUUUGCCGUUGUCAAUGUUCUGUAACAUUUUGACAAGACUGUGAGGAAUAAAGAUGUUUAAGACUCCAUUUUAUCUUUCCUAUUUUAAACUCUGUUUGAAUUAAAUGUGUUUUAUAAUAAAAUGAAAAGUGCUAUAACACUUUUUGCCUUUAAACCAUUAAAUUCCUUCCUUAUUUCAAAUGUCUUAGGUCAUUUCUGUGGAAAAUUGUUCUUGUUAAAGUACACAUUCCACCUACCUUGCUAUUUAAUUAUAUAUUACCUAUUUUCUAAAGUUUCAUAUUAACAGAAACAUUUUACAGUCUGUUUUUCAAUGUUCUUAAAUUCCUUCUGAUUUCAGGGCUAAUUUACUUCUGUUAUAACCUUGUAACAUCUUUCUUCCUGCAUAUCCUCAUUCAGAACUGUGUGGAACAGUUUGGAAAAACUGAGCACUAGUUAAGCAUUAUUUAAUAAAGCUUUUAUUUUUUCAUUUUUACUAAGUGUAAAUGUUAUAGUAGAUACUGACAUAACUGUUGGUGAAGUUGGAAAACGGUUCAGGUAAAGUGGGAUUUAUAUUCAUAUCUCUAUAUUGAUCAUAAACUUUGGAACAAAAUGUUUCUUCAGGAAUAUGUGACAAGCUGUAUGUCUGCAAUGUAAACUGGCUGAAUGUAUUUAUUUCAGUUGAAAUAAAUUACUGUAAAAGAGAAA
Hemibagrus wyckioides is the source of this 6608-nucleotide messenger RNA. RefSeq names its product RAS protein activator like 2 (gene rasal2). Bases 749 to 4603 code for a protein of 1284 amino acids. The transcript is spliced from 18 exons. Lineage: Eukaryota; Metazoa; Chordata; Actinopteri; Siluriformes; Bagridae. The record is from RefSeq and is a predicted model, not a curated record. Gene Ontology annotation, biological process: regulation of GTPase activity.